AUGAAGAAACUCCAGCAGCUUCUCGAAUUGGUGCGAAACACAGCCCGCAAGGCAUCCGCCGCCCUCACCCUCCACCACGAGGGCCUCAUUCAUCACCCGGGUACUGCGGAUCUGAGGGAUAAUUUGCGAGAGCUCAAUGCAAAAGUCCGGAAAGUCAACGGAAUGUGCCACGUUGCCCUGGUCGCCUUUGAGGAUCUUAGCGCGGUCCCUGAUUCCCGCGAUUGCACGUCUGACUACUUCUAUCUGGAGACGUGCUUGUCCAUCCUUGAGAGCUUGAUCAUCGCUGUGAAUGAUUUUCCCCGGGAUCCUGGCCAAGGAGAUGGCGUCGAGGUCCAGCAGCCGCUCAUCAUCGCCGGCCAACCGGUCCUCGAGCUUUCCAAGAUGCGGUACACUCGCCAACAACUGGCCUCCGUCAUCCGCCGCUUCGAGGACUUCUACACGUGUCUCACCAUCCAUGCCAUGCACGUCGUAGUGUCGAACCGUCGCUCUGUCCAGCCCCUUUUCUCGGAUACUGCGGCCUCUCCUGGAUCGGAAGAUGAUGAGGAUCCUCAGAUGAGAUUGGCGCGCUUCUUUCUGCAGCUGAGCCUGCCCGUUCAUGAUAAUCCUCCGUCCCCGUCAUACCAUGCCGAAUGUGUAGCUGCCGAUGCCAGGAACAGCAUCAACCCAGAGUACCCAGAGGCCGCUGUUGGUUGGGUAUCACCUUUACUAAGUGCGCACUGGGAAGACUUGAAAGACCUGGUUUUCUCCCUCAUGGGAAUGCCCCUCACCAACCAGGUCGCUCCAAUUUCAUCCAAUGGCUGCUACAAUUCGCCCGCCAGUCGUGGCCCGAUCACUUUGGCGACACCUCCUUCGGCAGCCGCUCCUACGCGGCUCUGCUUGAACCAGGCCGACGUCAUCCGACUCUGCUUGCCACCCAAGAUCGAUUCCGAAGAGGAUCGUGAUUAUCUAAAUGACCUGUUGCGGAGGCUACUUGAUGUCAUCCUCGUCAGGCUACUUGAUAUUGACACAUGGGAACCCGAAACUCCAGAGGCUUUGGCAUUUGAUGGCGCCUAUAAAUUGGGAGAGAGCAAAGGCUUGAGCCUUUGCGCACCCGGCCACCAGUGGCUCGCCGAGUGUAUCUCGGACGACGCCGACUUUGAGGAUAUAGUCCGGAAUGCUGUUCGGGAAGCACCAGCUUCCCUUGUCCGUCGCUUCACGCAGGAUCCGAGAUGGCGGCCUGACAUUCCCUACGACCCACCAUCUACCGACCCGGCCAAGGCAAGUGGCGGCACGCUCCUACACUUGGCUGGUCGCACAGCGCUCAUGAAUUGUGAAACAUCUGGCGCCUUUCGCGUCUUAUUGCGCCAUGGAGCAAAUACCUCGGCCCAAGAUGCCGGCGGCCGUAACUGUUGGCACUCUGCUGCCGCAAACCAUGACGUUCCUACCCUACACAUCCUUGCCCAGGAGGACACUAAGAUGGCACAGAAUAUGAGGGUUACCAAUCUCGCCGGGAACACGCCCCUUGCCGAGGCGGUUCUGGUUACCGACGGGCUCUCGGAUACGAAGGUGAAGCUCUCUUCAAAGGGGUUAAAAGCGAUCCAGCUGCUAUGUGAUACUGCUGAUGGGGAUGAGGCCUGCUUGAAGUCCCGGGUGCCGGUCCUGCAUUCGGCCGUAAAAUGGGGAGACGCGAGCGUUGUACGGUCCUUGCUCGACUUGGGCGCGGAUGCUAAUCAACUCUGCGCGAACGGAACGAGCCCGCUGCACCACCUCAACUUUUCCACAGACUAUUCCUUGGUGAUGCUCUUAUGUGACCCCAGCGACGGGUCAUCUCAUCCGUCAUUUGCCGUCUUGGUACGCGAGGUUCUCGUCGCCCUGCUCGACAUACCCGGGGUGAGGGAGUCCAAGAACGACAACGGCAUGGGCUUGUGGGAACGAUUUUGCCGCAUCAUUGUUCGCCAGUGGGCCCCCUUGCAGGAACCGCACUACGCCAUUACCAUUGUGAGCUUGGCUGCCGAGUGGCUGGCUCAAGAAGGUGUGAUGCGCCGAUACGAGGAGGAAACGAACCAGUCGGGAAUUCCGCUCUUUCGAGACAUGUCGACCCAUAUCCCCGGCGCGUGGCCGACGGCUAGGCUGACGGAAUUGUAUCAGAGCCUGCUCAGUAAAACCAGCCGCUUAGAGUUAUUCACCAAAUCCACCACUGCUCUGAGUCUUCUCAACACCGCCGUCGUGGCCAACGCAACCCCUUUACUUGAUCUUCUUCUCGAACGCGGCGUUUCCGUGCACUCGCGAGGCAUCUCAACCGUCUCGAUAGCUCUUCUCAGGGCGUCAUUCACCUUUGGCGAAUCCAAAUGUGCCCAACCGGGAUCAGAAGCUGACGGCCUUGCUGGAGAAGGGGGCAGACCCAAACUUGAUGCGGUGGGGAAAACGCCGACCCUGGUGUCUUUUAUCCUCGAGAGGCAAAUCGAUGCCGCGCUGAUCCUUCUAGGCAAAGGCGCCGAUCCGAGCCUCCCAACCAAGGAGGGCAUGGACGCCGCGUUAGCAUCGGCGUCGCGAGGGUGCAUGCGCGUCUUGGAGAAGAUCCGGGCUAUGGCGCCAACGGACUUUAAUUGGGCGCGCACCUGCAGAUCGCACUUCACCAUUAUCCACCCCGGCGGCGCGCAAGUGACGACAACGGCAUCGAACUGCAGCGCACUCCACCUCGCGGCCUUUAACGGAUACGACCUAGUCCUCCAGUACUAUCUCAACAACUUCAAGCUCGACGUCAACUCGCAGAUCCAGGACGACCAGCGGCGGCCGAUCCACUUUGCCGCAAUCAGCGGCCAGGCGCAGGCUGUCAAGAUGCUCCUGGGACUGGACCCGCACAGCCUGGCGGACAACGAGAUGAUGACGCCCUUUAUGCACGCGCUGCGAAUCGGGUUCGUGGAGAUUAUCAAGCUAUUCGUGGAGGUUGACAAGUCGCCCGAACCCACCCCCGUUCCCGCCCCCGCCUCCGCCCCCGACAGGCAGCCGCAAGACCCACCGUUGAGGACCCGGAUGAUUGGUGAGACCAUUGACUCGGUCGUUAGAUCGGGCGACGUCCGGCACUGCCGGAGCCUGUUGUCCGUUCUGUCAAUUGAAGACUUUGCGAUGAUGCCGCUCAAGUGCGAGGGCUGCACGCCGCUGAUUCUCGCCAUCCGCGAGAACAAGGCGGACGUGCUAGAAUGGAUGCUGACCAACGAGUGCAAGGGUUUCACGGGCUCGUGCCCGGCGCACUUUCGGCGGUCCCGCCAGCUAGGCUUCGACGCUCUCAACCUCUUGUGCGAGAGGCCAAGGCUCAUCAAACUACUACCGAAAAUGUUAGAGGCGUACCUUAGGGAGGGAAUUGACUGGACGAGCGCCUGCCUGUCACCCAUACAUAUGGCUGCCAGGGCGAAUAACAUUGAUGCUAUUGACGAUAUUGUCCGGCAUGUAAAGCAUGAUGCUCUAAAAUACAGGUUGACCAAGUACAUUCUAGACCAAAGGGUAACUGGCGAUGAGAUACCAGAAGUCGCAGCGCCUGGGUGGACACCGCUUCAUAUUGCCGCGAGUCACGGAAACGAAGAAGCUCUAAAACAGCUACUUAUUCUGGGAGCAAACCCCGACGUGGAGGACGAGGAGCUGAACCGGCCGAUCCACCUCGCGGUCCGAAAUAACUUUGAAUCAUGCAAGGACAAGGCGGGAUACAUGCCCGUCGAUGACAUGGUUCUCAACUUCGACAUGCUUGGCUAUGUCAUGAACGGCCCGUUUGAUUUUGGGCAAGUUGUGGAGCUGAACAAGGGCCUCAUCUCACUUGUCAUUGAGCUGAACCGGGGCAGCGCUUUGCCUAUUCUUCAGCGACUUUUUCGGCGGCUAAGUCCUAAACAGAUCGAGAAGUUGAUCAACACGUCGCCACGCCGGUUCGUCAGUGCACUUUAUAAUGCGGUAUAUCGCGAUAUGUUUGCGGCAAUCGAUAUCCUUGUGAAGAACGGGGCGGACGUGAAUAAGGAAGGCUCCGUGGAGGGCACGCCGCUGAUAGCAGCCUGCGCGAGGGGCAGAUUACGCUCGGUGAAGAAACUCGUGUUUUACGGGGCGCGCAUCGCUUACACGAUUGAGAAGGACGGGGUGACGAUUGUGCGGGAUGCUCUCGGGAUAGCAAGCCAGUCCGGGUUUACUGAAAUACAAGACUGGCUCCUCGUGGGGCAGUAUACGGAAAAGAGAUUUGUUUGCGGGCGAGCGCCGGGAGAAGAGCUCGAUGAGCCGAUACGGCUGUGGUCAGGUCCGUGGUCGGCGGCCUACCGUCUACAGGGUAUGUUUUACGAGCACCCGCGCGAGCCGAGAGAGUCGCGCAUCGCGUACAUGAGCCGCAUGAGCGCCCUUCGACGCUCCCUGCGCGGGCAAGUCGUCCGCGUCGAGGAGCUGGUGAGAAGCGCAAGCGAAGGGGUGGCGGUCAUGCCGGCGGCGUCGAGAUGGGAUCCGGAGAGGAUGCCGGCGCGGGCGCAUGAAUCACGGUCUGAAAAGGGGGUGUGGCUGGGCCAAGUUAAGGCCUCGGGGGCAGCGCAAAUCCAAACCGCAUACUAUAUAAUGGACUUUGCGCUUGCCCCCAAACUCACCCCUAGACAGCUUGGACGGAAAGGCACGGCACAAAGGGUUCGGGACUCGGGGACAGUUGACCACACCACGAGAUCCCAGAAAGGACAUUAA
Parascedosporium putredinis is the source of this 4677-nucleotide messenger RNA. Lineage: Eukaryota; Fungi; Ascomycota; Sordariomycetes; Microascales; Microascaceae. The record is from the annotation of a GenBank genome assembly.